CCGCUCGCGCCGCCCGCCGCCGCUCACCCGCAGUGCCUGGACUUCCGGCCGCCCUUCCGGCCGCGGUGGCGCCUGGAGUUCUGCUCGCGCUACGGGGACUUCGGCUGCUGCGACGAGCACGCGGACGGCGCGCUGGCGGAGCGCUACUGGGACAUCAUGGAGCGGCUGGAGGCGGCGGGGCGCGCGCUGUGCGCGGACAUGCUGAAGGACGUCAUGUGCCAGGAGUGCUCUCCGUACGCCGCCCACCUGUUCGAUGCGGAGGACCCCGUCACGCCGGUCCGAGAGCUUCCCGGUCUGUGCUCCGGGUUCUGCUCCCGGUUCCACCGGGAGUGCGGCCACGUUCUGAAGUACCUGACGGAGAACCGGGCGCUGCUGGAGGCCGCGGAGCGGGACCGGACCGCGUUCUGCGCCACGAUGAGCCUGCCGGACCAGGACUACUGCUACCCCGACGUGCUCCGCGGCCCGGAGCCGAGCGGCGGCCCCGGCCGGCCGCGGGACCCCCGGGACCCCCCGGACUGCCUGCGGCUCUGCCUGACGGAGGUGGCGAACGGCCUGCGGAACCCGGUGCUGCUGCUGCACGGCGCCGACGGCACCGGCCGCCUGUUCGUGGCGGAGCAGCUGGGCUUCGUGUGGGUCUACCUGCCGGACGGCGCCCGGGUGGAGCGGCCCUUCCUGGACCUGAGCGGCGAGGUGCUGACCACGCCCUGGCCCGGCGACGAGCGCGGCCUGCUGGGCAUGGCGUUCCACCCCAGGUUCCGCCGCAACGGCCGCUUCUUCCUCUACUACUCCGUCCAGGAGGCCGGGCGGCCCGAGAAGAUCCGCAUCAGCGAAAUGAGGGUGUCGGCGUCCGACCCCAACGCCGCCGACCCGGAUUCCGAGAGGGUGGUGCUGGAGGUGGAGGAGCCGGCGGCCAACCACAACGGGGGCCAGCUGCUGUUCGGCGUGGACGGAAUGCUCUACAUCUUCACCGGAGACGGAGGCCGAGCCGGGGACCCGCUCGGCAACGCCCAGAACAAGAGCUCUCUGCUGGGGAAGGUCCUCCGGCUGGACGUGGACCGGGUCCCCGCCGGCGGGGCGAGCUACCGGAUCCCGCCGGACAACCCGUUCGUGGGAUCCGCCGGCGCCCGGCCCGAGGUCUUCGCCUACGGCGUGCGGAACAUGUGGCGCUGCUCGGUGGACCGCGGCGACCCGCGGACCGGGCACGGCCGCGGACGCAUCUUCUGCGGCGACGUCGGGCAGAACCGCUACGAGGAGAUCGACAUCGUGGAGCGGGGGGGAAACUACGGCUGGAGGGCCAAGGAGGGACACGAGUGCUACGACCCGGACCUCUGCCUCAACCCCGACCUCAACGACGUCCCCCCCAUCUUCGCCUACAGUCACCACGUUGGGAAGUCGGUGACGGGAGGAUUCGUGUAUCGAGGCUGUGAGUCGCCCAACCUGAAUGGACUCUACAUCUUUGGAGACUUCAUGAGCGGGAGGAUCAUGGCCCUGGAGGAGAACCAGACCUCAGGAACCUGGACCCAGCGCAGCGUCUGCAUGGGGGACUCCAGAACCUGCUCCUUCCCCGGACUCAUCAACCAGCACCACCGCCACAUCCUGGCCUUCGCCGAGGACCAGCAGGGAGAACUGUACUUCCUGGCCACAUCGUAUCCCAGCAGCUCGUCUCCUUCAGGAACCGUCUUCAAGUUCAUGGAUCCGUCCAGGCGGGCUCCUCCGGGUCACUGCCAGCAGAACCUGCUUCCCGUCCCGGUCCUGGGGAGAACGGUUCCGUUUGUGCCCAGAGAGGUGACGGUGUUGGACGCCAGAGAAAAACCCACCAGACCGCCGCCGAGAACAUUCAGACUCCGCUCCGGGCCGCCGGCGGAACCGGGGGUGGAACCGACAGUGGAAUCGGCGGCGGAACCAACAGAGGAACCAGCAGCGGAACCAGCGGCGGAACCAGCGGCGGAACCAACAGUGGAACCAGCGGCGGAACCAACAGAGGAACCAGCGGCGGAACCAACAGAGGAACCAAUGGCAGAACCAACAGUGGAACCAGCAGCGGAACCAGCGGCGGAACCAGCGGCGGAACCAGCGGCGGAACCAACAGUGGAACCAGCAGCGGAACUAGCGGCGGAACCAACAGUGGAACCAGCGGCGGAACCAACAGCGGAACCAGCGGCGGAACUGGCGGUGGAACCGAUGGUACAACUGACAGCGGAACCAGCGGUGGAACCGACAGUAGAACCGACAGCUGCCGACCGGAACCGCAGCACGACGCCACAGAACCAUAGGAGAACGUCUGAACCGGAGCCCCAGAAGAAGAAGAAGAACCCGCUGAACAAGAAGAACCCGCUGAGCAGGAAACCGGCCAGAGAACCCGGCGGCGCUGGAGAGGAACCCAAGACCAAGAACCGCAAGGUGGCAAAGAAUUCCCACUCGAGAACGUCCAACAAGAACCCGGCAAGGAGGAAGAACCCAGAACCUGCCAGCAGAACCUGGACGAUCCUCACUGGAACAAAGAAAGCAAAGUCAACCUGUCAGCUGGAGAACCCGCAGAACCUGAGAGAACCCGCAGAACCUCAGAGAACCCGCAGAACCUCAGCUAGAGAACCCGCAGAACCUCAGCUAGAGAACCCGCAGAACCUCAGCUAGAGAACCCGCAGAACCUCAGAGAACCCGCAGAACCUCAGCUAGAGAACCCGCAGAACCUCAGAGAACCCGCAGAACCUGAGAGAACCCGCAGAACCUCAGCUAGAGAACCCGCAGAACCUCAGCUAGAGAACCCGCAGAACCUGAGAGAACCCGCACAACCUCAGCUAGAGAACCCGCAGAACCUCAGCUAGAGAACCCGCAGAACCUCAGAAAACCCGCACAACCUCAGCUAGAGAACCCGCAGAACCUCAGCUAGAGAACCCGCAGAACCUCAGAGAACCCGCACAACCUCAGCUAGAGAACCCGCAGAACCUGAGAGAACCCGCACAACCUCAGCUAGAGAACCCGCAGAACCUCAGCUAGAGAACCCGCAGAACCUCAGAAAACCCGCACAA
This is a messenger RNA of Salarias fasciatus (jewelled blenny), 3029 nucleotides long. It is a transcript of the gene hhipl2, whose product is annotated as HHIP-like 2. The annotation marks the transcript as partial. NCBI's taxonomy places the organism in Eukaryota, Metazoa, Chordata, Actinopteri, Blenniiformes, Blenniidae. The record is from RefSeq and is a predicted model, not a curated record. The transcript has 9 exons.